ACGUAUGCCGUGUAUUAUAAGAAACAUCAUUUCAACAGAGAGAACUGGCUAAAACCGAUCAUCUGAACACUGAAAUUGUGCAAGAUGAAAGUUAAUGCGACUUUCAACCUAAGUUUUAUCGGGAUAUUUUGUGCUUUUGUUUCGCAAAUCGAUAUGACUGUAGCCGACUGCCCUACCUCAGAGUUGUGGACACAGCUUGUUAGCCAUGUCAUGGAGAAUUUGACUAUUGGCGAUAUAGAUAGAUGCUACAGGACCUGUGCUGCGAAGCCAGGCUGUCAGAGCAUCAACUACUACAAAGAAAAGUCCAUCUGUGAGUUGAAUAGUAGGACAAUCGAAAACACGCCAAAUGCGAGAGUCGCUAACGAAGACUCUGUGUACUUCAUGAUUCCAGAUCCACUCCCUCCAAUUCCUGGUAAGUACACAAAUGGUAUCAAAUAA
Molecule: messenger RNA, 438 nt
Organism: Exaiptasia diaphana
Lineage: Eukaryota; Metazoa; Cnidaria; Anthozoa; Actiniaria; Aiptasiidae
Exons: 2
Coding region: 85-438 (117 amino acids)
Source: RefSeq, a predicted model, not a curated record